AUGAAAUAUCUAUUCUAUUUUAUUCUUAUACAUUUGAUUAUUGGUGCACCACAAAUUAAUUUAUAUUAUACAGAUGAAGUAAGUGAAAUUAAUAAUGGAAUACAACAUGAUUGUAUACGCACCAGUGCGUCACUCGAAGAGGCGGAUAUUACGCGACAGAUAAUGACCUAUUGUAUGGGUGAAUCAUCAGCGAAAUUUAACGCUGCAACGGAUAAAAACUUUCCAAAUUUUACUUUUGCUCAACUUUCGGAAAAUAAUGUAACCAGUCAAGAAUUAUACCAAUGGUCAGCAUCGAUUGAUCUUAUUGAGCGAUACGAAUUUUAUUUAAAUCAAUCAACAAAAUCAUCACUCGAAAACAAUGUAUUUUAUAAUUGUACAUUUCCAAGAUUUGGUUCGACGUGUCAGUACGAAUUAAAUAAUUAUGAUCCAAGUCAGUUAUCUUUAUAUGAAUUUAUUGAUAAUUAUUAUCAUAGUUAUGAAUAUGUACCAACUGAUUUUACUUGUUAUAUUCAUUUGAAUUGUACACGUGGAUAUUCACCAGCAUGUUUAGAUUGGAGUGAAAUUUGUGAUGGAAAAGUUGAUUGUCUUAAUGGACCAGUUGAUGAAGAACAUUGUUGGCAAUUAGAAAUGAAUCAAUGUCAAAAUAAUGAAUAUCGAUGUUAUAAUGGACAAUGUAUACUACGUGAAUUUUAUCACGAUGAUUCAAAAAAUCCUGAUUGUAUUGAUAAAUCCGACGAAAUUUUUCAACUUUAUGAUAUUAAUAAUUAUGUCGACAUUUUAGAGUUUGGUCACAUUGUUAAGCACUGUCGUGCACAUGAACCAUCAUUUGGAUGUGAAGAUAUCAUAUGUAAACAUACACCGCUAACAAGUUCUUGUGUUAAAGACCGUAGAGAUCUACUCAUGAAAUCGAUGUAUUCAAUUAAAGAUACUUCUAUACGUGAUGAAUGCUGGUCAGCAAUGAAAUGUCUUUUUGGUGUUCCAAAUCUCGAAUAUCCAGAUAAUCAUAUUUAUACUGCCAUGACAGUAUGUGCACGUGCAGUUUCCGAGACAUGUCCGGAACUGAUGUAUUUUCCAAAUAUUCCAGUUUUAUUUGGUCAUCUGUAUACUGCUUAUCACAAAAGUGAUGCACAUCAUACGGGCGGUUGGGCAUAUAGAUCUCCUUAUAUAUGUUCUCAUAAUUCUCUUUAUGAUAAUUAUUUGGAAAAAACUACGAAGAUUUCAUUUAAAAAUACAACGUGUUUUCGUGCUAAAGUAAAAGAUGAUCACCCGUCUAACAUAAAUUGGGAUUGGAAAUAUCAUAAGCAUUUGAACGAAUUAUUCCAUCUGCUUAAAAAUCAUGAUCGAUUUACAAAUUACACAUCUGAAAUACGUAAUGAAUUGAACUUAUACCAAUGCAUUAAUUCGUCCACAUACAUUCCAAUGCAUGACAUUAUGGAUGGUGUACCUAAUUGUCCUCGUCACGAUGAUGAGAAGAUCUUUGAUAGUAAUUAUACUAAUGAUAUACUGGAAAAAGUCAAAGAAAAAUAUUACAAAUGUGAAGAAUCUGGCAAAGAUAUUCUUAUAGAUGUUAUCGGAGAUUGUAAAUGUGAUUGUCAAUCUAAUACGUAUUACAUAUGUGAAGAUGAAAAUAAAGAUUUUAUAUACAGUCGAAAAAAAAUAUCAUUUCAGACGAUUUGUGAUGAACAUACGGAAUUGUCAACAAUAAAUAUUGAAGGAACCAAUGAAACAGAUGAAACCGAAUGUAAACAAUGGGAAUGUAAUAAUAUUUAUACUCGUUGUGACGGAUUGUGGAACUGUCCUAAUGGAAUAGAUGAAGCUGGUUGUAAUUUAUCGCCAUUCUUUAAUUGUUCUUCAGAUCAACACGUAUGUAUUUCACCACAUACAUAUACAUUUAUGUGUUUAUCGAUCACGAAAGCAAAUAAUGGCAAAAUGGAUUGUCUUGGUGGUAUGGAUGAGCCACGAAUCUGUCAAAGCAGUACUCUUUUUAAUGUAGAUAAUCGUUUUCAUUGUUUCAAUCAUACUUCUAAUCUAUGUAUUUAUGACUUUCAAGUAUGUAACAAUGAAAAUAACUGCAAAUAUCGAGAUGAUGAAAAAUUUUGUGAAAAAAAUCGAACAGCAGAUUUGCGCGAUAUUUGUGGUAAUAUUAACAAAUAUUUUGUUUCGAAUGUUGAAAAGUUUAUGUGCAAUCAUUUCGGUAAUAAAUUAAAACAAACAAGGAAAUAUUUUACAAUUAAUCAAAAGCAUAAAUCAGUCAAAAAUAACGUUUCUACAUGUUCAUCAAUCAUUCGAAGACCUCAACACCAACCUUAUUGUCAUCGUGGUCUUAAUGUACUUGUUUGGUUGAACAAUUCUACAAGAAUUACAUGUCUUUGUCCACCAAGUUUUUAUGGUAAUCAAUGUCAAUAUCAAAAUCAACGAAUCAAUAUUGUUACCAGAUUUCGAGCAUUAUCAGAAUCGAGACAAACAUUAUUUGCAAUCGUUAUUUUACUUAUUGAUAAUAGUAAUGAACGAAUUAUUCAUUCAUUUGAACAAUUUACUUAUAUAUCAAUAAGAGAUUGUAAAAUGAAAUUUAAUAAUUAUUUAUUUUAUUCAACUCGACCAAAAAAUUCAAACAAAAAUUAUUCAAUACAUAUUGAUAUCUAUGAAAAAAAUUCGACCAUUCAUCGGGGAAGUUUAUUAUUUCCAAUUAAUUUUGCAUUUUUACCUGUUCAUCGUCUUACGCUUUUAGUCAAUAUUCCAGGAAAUGCUCAUUUUAUUCAAAGUUGUUUAAAUAAUAAAUGUAUUCAUGGAAAAUGCAUUAAAUAUUUUAAUAAUUUAGAAACAUUUUGUCAAUGUGAACCAGGCUGGUCUGGAAAGUAUUGUAAUAUUCAAUAUAAUUACACAUGCUCAUCGGAUUCUACUUUUAUCGGCAUUUCUGCAAACAAUCGAUCUGUAUGUGUUUGCCCAGCGAAUAAAUUUGGUUCUCGAUGUCUUCUUGUCGAGAAUACCUGUAAAACUGCAUGUAAAAAUGGUGGUCAGUGCAUUGUUAAUGAUGAUUAUAUGGUGUCGAGCCCAAAAUAUACAUGUAUUUGUCCGAAAGGUUAUGAUGGAGAUCGAUGUGAAAAAGCACAAGCUAAUAAUAAACUUCAAAUAACAUUCGGCAAAGGUAUUCUUUUAACAGAAUCAUUAUUUAUUCAUUUUAUAGAAGUUCAUGAAGAUAAUGAACCAACAAGAGAAACAACAUUACGAAGGAUUUUUGGUAUUAGAGAAAACGAAUUUAUUGUUCAUUGGACACGGCCAUUUCAUUUAGUUUUUCUUGAACUCCCCAGUAAUAAUUAUUAUUUAACUGUUAUUCAAGAGAUACACAAUCAAUCAGCAACGAUUAUCAAAACAAUAAAUCCAUCAGAUCGUUGUCCACAUAUUAGUGAACUAUUCAAUACAACAUUUGCUCAAUUGCAUCUUCUUCGACGUAUUAAAUAUUAUCAUAUACCAUGCCAACGACAACAACUAAAUCUUUCAUGUUUUUAUGAUAAUGAUCAUCUAUGUUUAUGUUAUACUUUUGGUCAAAAACGUUUAGCUAAUUGUUUUAAUUUUCAUCAUAAUAUGACAUUCGAUUGUUCUGGAGAAAGUGAAUGUGAAAAUGGUGGUAAAUGUUUUCAAGAUUCUCCAGAUUGUCCAAAAACAUCUAUAUGUAUUUGUUCUCCAUGUUAUUAUGGAAAACGGUGUCAACUUAGUACAACUAGAUUUGGUUUAUCGCUGGAUGCUAUUAUAGGUCAACAUAUUCUACCAAAUACUAAUUUUAUACAUCAACUAUUUAUUGUAAAAUUCAGUUUAGCAUUGACAGUGAUAUUCAUUAUUGCAGGAUUUAUCGAUAGUAUUCUUACUUUUAUUACAUUUAAGAAUAAAACUAUAUGUGAAGUUGGUUGUGGAAUAUAUUUAUUAGUAUCAUCAAUAACUACUUUACUGACAAUGAUAAUGUUUGGAUUGAAAUUUUUUAUUCUUCUUAUUGUACAAAUGACAAAUAUAUCGAAUCGAUCGUUCUUACAAGUUCAAUGUACAUCAUUAGAUUUUCUUCUUCACAUUUGUCUUUACAUGGAUCAAUGGUUAAGUGUAUGUGUGGCUGUUGAACGAUGUACUACAACAAUUCAAGGUACACGUUUUAACAAGAAAAAAAGUGCAAAAACAGCUAAAAAAGUGAUUGUUAUACUUUUAAUUAUUAUUAUUGGUACAAAUAUUCAUGAUCCUAUUCAUCGACGUUUGAUUACUGAGGAGAAUAAUAAUGAUGAUAAUGAUAAACGAAUAUGGUGUACAACUAAUUAUUCACGUCGAGUACAAGUAUAUAAUUCUAUUAUAACUACUUUUUAUUUUUUUGCUCCAUUUAUACUCAAUUUAAUCUCAGCUAUUAUUCUUAUAGUAAAAAAAUCUCGUCAACAAUCAAAUGUUCAUGUUAAUCGAGAUUACAGAGAAAUUCUAAAAGAAAAUUUUCGAGAACAUAAAAAUUUACUUACUGCACCCAUUGUUUUAGUUAUUCUUGCAAUACCACGUUUAAUUAUUUCUUACAUAUCAAAAUGUUUAACUUCAAUGGAUAAUCCAUGGUUAUAUCUCGUGGGAUAUUUUAUAUCAUUUAUUCCACCAAUACUUACUUUUAUUGUAUUUGUAUUACCAUCAAAAUUUUAUAAAACUCAAUGUCGCAAAACUGUCGUACAAUAUCGAACUAUGAUACGAGAACGGUUACAUCUUAAUUCAUAA
This is a messenger RNA of Adineta steineri, 4728 nucleotides long. The record is from the annotation of a GenBank genome assembly. Lineage: Eukaryota; Metazoa; Rotifera; Eurotatoria; Adinetida; Adinetidae.